This is a messenger RNA of Callithrix jacchus (white-tufted-ear marmoset), 1165 nucleotides long. RefSeq lists its product as uncharacterized. Lineage: Eukaryota; Metazoa; Chordata; Mammalia; Primates; Cebidae. The record is from RefSeq and is a predicted model, not a curated record.
GGCACUUCAUCAAUACCACCUAGAAAUUUGUUACAAAUGCAGAACCUCGAGUUCCAUGCCAGGUAUACCUAACCAGAUUCUUUAUUUUAUUAAUAUAUUUGGAUAAUUUCUGCUCAAGUUACAGUUUUAGAAGCCCUGGAAAUUUUCCUCUAAGUCUGUGCCAGGCUCAGGGAUGGAACAGUUUUUGAUUAACUGAAAAGUAUACUACUAACACAAGUUUUCAAAUUUGGAGUCAUACAUUUUUAAAGCCUGUAACUGAAAAACUCAAUCCGAUUAUAAAUAUUAAAAGCUAGGGGAGCAUGGAAGUGGGACAAAGGUUAAUGUACUGGUCUAUGUGUAUCAUCCACACGACUUUGAUCUAACCCAAUUCAAAAGAAACACCUACUUAAUGGUCACAGCCACAGGAAAUGCCUAAUGACAAAACCAAGGGUGUGUCAUGCCAUUUAUGCCUUCAUGACGAAAAUAUCUAAUUUUAAGUUGGAUGUCAACAUUCCAAGUUUUCUUCCUAAACAAUAAGUAUUUAUAAUUUGAUUCAUAACCAGCAGAUCUGCACAUGAAAAUCAGAAACACUGGAAAAGACGAACAUCACAGAGAUGGACUGAACAUACUACCGAAUGUAGCAUUCCAGAGACAGGCACGAUGUGUUUGCUUCUCCUUUACCUUCCGCCAUGAUUGUAAGUUUCCUGAGAUCUCCCCAACCAUGACUCCUGUACAGCCUGCAGAACUACAUGGUCCUGUUCUGUUGCCCAGGCUGGAGUGCAGCGCUGCAAUCUCUGCUGACUGCAGCCUCUACCUCCGGGGGUCACGUGAUUCUCCCACCUCAGCCUCCCAAGUAGCUGGACUACAGCUGCUCAGAUGGAAAGAGAAAAAUGAUCAAUGAGUGUGAGUGGAAAAAAGAAGGAGAGAGAAAAAGAAUGCAAAAAGGAAAAUCGUUAUGGAGUUUUGAGGCACAAAAAAUUGAGACUGCAGAUGAACAAAUAAAUGGCAAAAGAGACGAUUAAUGUGUUUAUAUUGUAUGGUACACACUCUAAGAGAAAAUGUACUUUGAAAGAAGAAGAAAUUUUUCGAUGAUGACAAAGUUGGUUUAACAAAACACUGCUCUUAUUGUCAAAAUAAAAACUGUACCUUCUCAGCUAUGCCCAUCAUUUGGGGUAUAAUAAAUAUG